UUUAACAUCAUACAGUCGUGCCGUUACUUUAGACAGCUUGAAGCUUUUAAGUCUUGUUGUUGUGUAAAGCUUCUUUGGGGUCAAAUAGUCGUUGUGCUAAAGACAUAAAAAAAUAAUUUUUCGUCAUGUCGUUGUGGAAAAUCAUUAUUGAGGCCCUAUUGACCCUUGUGCACAUUUUAACCGAUCGACUUUUGGAGUUUACACUCGGCUGGUAUCUUGGUCCGCACAAACGUGUCGCAACGCCGCAAAGCAUCGACCAACAGGUUAUCUUAACCAAAAGUGCGGUUGACUUGGCAAAGCAAAUACGCGAGCGUCAGCUCAAGAGUUACGACAUCGUUAAAGCAUAUAUCGAACGCAUCGAAAUUGUAAAUGUUGAGCUAAAUGCAGUGGUCGAUGGCCCAUUUACGGAGGCGCUGGAGCAGGCAAAGCAAAUCGAUAAGAAGCUCGCUGAAAAUGCAUACACGGAAGAACAGUUGAAGGCUUUGCCUUUUCUGGGUGUACCCUUCACCACGAAGGAUAGUACAGCAGUGGCGGGCAAGCGGCACACGCUGGGCUUGCAAUCACGCAAGGAUGAGCGGGCAAAGGAAGAUGCUAAGUGCGUACGUCUGAUGAAGGAGAGUGGAGCUAUCAUCAUUGCUACCAGCAAUGUGCCAGAAGUAAACAAGUGGAUUGAGUCACGCAAUAUGCUCAUUGGGUGCACCAAAAACCCUUACGAUCUGCGGCGCUCUGUGGGUGGCUCAUCUGGAGGUGAAGCGGCGCUGAUUGCAGCCUGCAGUACAGGCUUUGGUCUGGGCACGGAUAUAGGAGGCUCCAUACGCAUACCGUCAUUUAAUUGCGGCAUUUUUGGACACAAACCUAGCUCUGGAGUGGUUAACAUGGCGGGCUGCACAUUCCGCACCGGCAAAGAGAAGCAAACAAUGGUGUGUGCCGGUCCAAUGUCGCGCAAUGCCACGGACUUGCGGCCUAUAUUGCAGGUGCUGGUGGAGCCGGAGCAGCGCAGCGUUCUAAAGCUCAGCCAGCCAGUAGACCUUAAGCGUCUGCGUUACUUCUAUGUGCCCAACAUUGGUAUGAAGCAAUGCAAUCCCAUUAAUCGGGAAACUGAGCGGGUUAUGUACAAGGUGCGUAGCCACUUUAAAUCGCUCUGCGGGCAGGAAGUGGCGUUGGCAAGCAUUCCAGAAACACAGCUAACUGCAAAAAUGUGGCGAUACUGGAUGACUCAAGAGCCUGCCAAUUUUAAUCUUCUUCUUGGCAAUGGGGUUGAGUUGAAUCCUUUUAUAGAGCUAUUUAAGAAACUGUUGGGCCAGAGCGAGUACAGCAUGGCAGCGAUAUAUUCAUUGAUAGAUAGUGUGCUGCCCAAAGAAAAGGAGUCCGUUAUCUGCACAGCUUCCCAAAAGUGCAAGCAGUACCUGCAGCAGUUGCUAGGCGACAAUGGUGUACUGUUUUUUCACAGUUCGCCUCGUACUGCUCCCUUUCAUUACUAUCCGCUAGUUAAGUUUUCAGACUUCAGUUACUUUAGCUUGUUCAAUGUACUGCAUUUGCCAGCAACUCAGGUGCCCAUGGGAUUGGAUGUAAAUGGCAUGCCCCUUGGCAUACAGGUUGUGGCCAAUGACAAAAACGAUCGCCUGUGCUUAGCAGUGGCCGAGGAGCUGGAACGCGUGUUUGGCGGCUGGGUACCACCUUUUUCAUUAAAGAAAUAAGCGAUACAUGAGAGAUUUUUGUAAAUGAUUAGGUGUUGGUGAUUUUCUUAAGACUGUUUGGUUAUAUAAUUGAACAAAUAAAAUGCUUUUAACAAUUGUAAAAUAUUUCAAAUUGAA
Messenger RNA from Drosophila busckii, 1814 nucleotides. Its product is annotated as fatty-acid amide hydrolase 2-A. The record is from RefSeq and is a predicted model, not a curated record. Bases 126 to 1697 code for a protein of 523 amino acids. The transcript is spliced from 2 exons. NCBI's taxonomy places the organism in Eukaryota, Metazoa, Arthropoda, Insecta, Diptera, Drosophilidae.